AAACUGUCCAAGUUCGGUCGCACAGGUUUGCACAAUAGAACGUGCCCUUCUUGUAUCGCUCUGCCUGCGGAUGUAACGUCGGUUUUCUUGGCCAUAUCAUUCGCAUAUCGGUCGGAACCGCUCACUCGCAUGUCUGAGCCUACGCUAAACCUUUCCUAGAAUUCGCAUCCAUAUCUGUUCAUGGACCCUCUGUCUGGAACCUCGACUUUGUCAUGUGUGUCUAAGUACGUUGUUAUCCUCAGGCCCAGACCGAUUAUAGCCGGUCAAAGCAUAAUGUCAAACUCUUGUCGAUCACUUUGGCCUCUCUUUGACCUUCAUUGUGGCCCUCGGCGCUAUGACCAUGUCGUGGGUUGGCAUUCCAAAAUGCAUAAAUUGGACGCCCCAACCCGGCCACUCUCGCACAUAUUCUCGUUCCCCCUUGCCACUCAACCAUAUCCACAUCUCUAAGUCCCCACAUACCACUAUAUACUUUCACGAUGCAGCGCAUCCGCAAACUUUCAAAUGACCUUUUUGGCAAUUCAAGCCAGAAGAAAGAAACUUCUCGAUCGCACAAGCGAUCCCCUAGUAUCGACCGCAUCCGCACUGGCCCUGACAACCAAGUCAACAAAAAUGCCAUUCGAUACCCCUUGAUCGAGUCCUUACCUCGUGAUCGUCUCAAGGAGGAGCCUAAACCUCUCACCAAGGAUGACUACUUUCCUGGUAUGUCACCUGAAGACCGAGCUGCAGCCAUCAUGACGAAACGCAGUCAAGAGCGUGAUGCGAAAAAUGGAUUUUCUAGACCUUCUCAAGACAAGGCUCGAGCUGAUCAUGCUCGAGAACGCAACUUUAGCUCUGCUGCUAAUGAACAUGGGCUAGACUAUGUUGCAGCUACUGGCCCCACUACCGUCAGGAGACACGGCGCCUAUCGACGGACAGCUUCUUCUAGUAACUUGCCCAAUCCUGCGGAAGAACGUCCUAGGGCUGAUUUGUUCCGCUCCAAUACGGAUACUCAAGCUCAGGCUUCAAGACCUUCCAGGGGGAUAGGACCUCCUAGAGGACUGAGGCCCCGACAAGUCAUAGGAGCUCUGUCUUCUUCUAACGCUUCUUCUACUCCUGUUGCUGGCACUGGGAGUAUGACUACUACAACUACUGGAACGCAUAAGAGAUCUGCACCUGGUAACAACUCGAGAAGUCUUGACCAGGUGGUCUUCAAUGUCUUCAAACCUGUCUUUCCUAGUUUCAGUUCUUCGAAACAACCUGCGUCCAAGGCUCCAGAUAAGACUAGCUCGGGUGUCCCUUUCCCUGAAUGGGAGAACCCAGAACAAACUGCAGCAGAGGCGGCUAGAGUGAAAGCUAAGAUGGAGCGUGCUAAAGCUAUCAAGGCUACUGACUUGGCUGCUAUGUCUCCGCUUGAGACUCUGGCGAAGUCUUACACGGAACUAGGUACUCAAUCUCAAGCUCGGGCUCAACCUGAGUCUCAGAAUCGACCUCAAGCUCGGUCUCCACCUAGGUCUCGGACUCAUGAUCACCCUCCGGCCAAAGGAUUCUCAAAUCCUUUUGGACCGUCACCUCCUUCUUCACCCCCACCUGAAGUCCAACGUCCAGUCAAAUACGACUCCAAUGGCAAUCCCCGUAGACCCUCGGGAUCCCGAGUUGUCGAAGUCGAUUAUCAUGACCUUAAACGACCGCCGGCGAUGCAUCAACAGGUUUCUCGUUUACGUCCUACUAUCACCGAAGUAGAGAAUCGCAAGUCUAUCGUACCAGAAGUUGAUAACCUUUUGGGAAGUCCUUUGAGCAUCGGACCAAGGAGUAGUCGUGAUCGCGAUAGUCGUGAUAGGAAGGAUGGAAGGGAGAGGAGGGAGCGGAAGGAGAGAUUCGCGGCGAAAGAUGAGAAACCCCUCCCUGUUUUACCGCCGUUGAUGAUCUCGACUAUGCCCACCACGAAACCUUUAAAUAUUCCGAAUAAAGGUUUAGGUGGGUCUAGUACCUCGAGAAACCAGCGAUUGUGAAAUCGACCCUUUGAAGAUUAGCGAUUUACCUUCUACGACUUUUCGUACUGCGUGUUUUGCAUUGACUUCAUUCCCUGAUUAUGAUCUUGAACGACCUGUAUAACGACAUUCAUUUAUGUUUCAUAAUUUAUUCUUUCCCUUGCUAUUUGUAGCAUAUGUCACUGCUUGCUUUUGAUUUUUGUAUCAUCGUCGUCAUUCCUUCAUUAACGAGCUUAUUAAAUCACACUUGAUAG
Messenger RNA from Somion occarium, 2221 nucleotides. The record is from the annotation of a GenBank genome assembly. NCBI's taxonomy places the organism in Eukaryota, Fungi, Basidiomycota, Agaricomycetes, Polyporales, Cerrenaceae.